Vicia villosa (hairy vetch) is the source of this 1482-nucleotide messenger RNA. RefSeq lists its product as uncharacterized. The coding region runs from base 1 to 1482 and encodes 493 amino acids. The transcript is spliced from 5 exons. NCBI's taxonomy places the organism in Eukaryota, Viridiplantae, Streptophyta, Magnoliopsida, Fabales, Fabaceae. The record is from RefSeq and is a predicted model, not a curated record.
AUGGUAGAUGUCGGAGGUGACUUUAGUAGAAAGGAAGACUUUGAUGAUCGUGAAAGCAUGCUAACAUGGAUUUGUAGGAAUGCAACUAUCCUUGGUUUUGGUGUGGUAAUAGGAAGAUCGGAUAAUGUGCUCAUCCUUGAUUCUACCUACAUGAUCAACAAGUAUCGACUCCCGUUAUUUGAGAUGGUCGAUGUUACAUCCACCGAGAAGACAUUUUCCGUUGCUUUUGCUUUUUUGGAAUGUGAAAAAGAAGAUAAUUUUAGGUGGGCAUUGGAGGUUAAACUCGCUGUGGGGGCGAAACAAGUAGAGACCGAAAGUGGGAAACCGGUGAAGCCCGGAGUGAUUGUUGACCAAAUAAUGGAUGCAUGGGCUCGUAUUGAAAGUUCGUCGACAAAAGAAUUGUAUGCCGAUACUGUAUUGCAAUUUCAGAAAAUAUGUGAAAAAUAUCCCGAUUUAUUGAAAUACGUUGAAAGCACAAUUCUUGACAAGGUGAAGGAGAACAAGGGUGAUUUUUGUCGAGGUUGGGACUCCAUCAAUCUCAUGAUUUUGAACCAACAUAACGAGAUACAAACCUCAUUCGGUCGGAGCAUUACGGUGUUGGAGCAUCGAUUUAAGGAAAACAUCCUUUACUCUCAAUUGAUCCACAAUAUGUCUCGGGCAGAAUUGAAUUAUAUCUUUCACGAGGCCAAACACGGUGAAAAUUUUUGUGGCGAUAGCGCAAAUUGUGGUUGCACUAGCACAUAUGGUCUCCCGUGUGCUUGUGUUAUUGCUAAAAAGGUGAGAUUAGGUGAGCCAAUAAGAAUGGAUGAACUCACUCCUCAUUGGAAGAGACUUAGUUUUGAUGAUGAUGGUUGCAUCGAAGAAGAAUUAAAUAUCUCUAUUACUUCCGAAUUGGAGGCGAUACUAGAGAGGUUUUCGAAGGCAGAUGACAACAUGAAACUAUACAUCAAAGAACAAUUGCGGAAGAUUAGAUUUCCAAAAACAACCGACAUGAAACCGCCCUCUCAACCGGUUAAACAAAGGGUGCUCCGAAGAAAUUCAAACAAAGGAGCUCGCAUUAGCAAACCACCUCCUACACCUAUUGCUCCGAAAGUUUCGACUCCAACACCUAUUGCCACAAAAAUUCCAUCAAUCGAAGAUGUACAUAUUGCUCUAAAAAUUCCACCAAUCGAAGAGGUGCAUAUUGCUCCAAAAUUCCCAUUCAUCGACGAGAUGCCGGCUUUUAUUUACAAAUACAUCGAUCGGGUCGUCAAUGUGGUGGGGGACAAUAAUUGCGGAUUUCGGACCGUAUCGACUUUGCUUGGUAAGGGAGAGGAUGAACAUAAGCUUGUCCUCCAUGAACGUAUCAAAAAGUUGAUGAACCAUAAAGACUUGUACACGCGGGUAUUUGGAGACGAAGCUAUAUUUGAAUCGGUUCACGAAGCUCUUGUUCCUUGGUUGGGUGCUUACGCACCGACUUCAAAAUGGAUGAGAUUCCCAUAA